Physella acuta is the source of this 1608-nucleotide messenger RNA. RefSeq names its product tRNA (adenine(58)-N(1))-methyltransferase non-catalytic subunit TRM6. The record is from RefSeq and is a predicted model, not a curated record. Gene Ontology annotation, biological process: tRNA methylation. Gene Ontology annotation, cellular component: nucleus; tRNA (m1A) methyltransferase complex. Lineage: Eukaryota; Metazoa; Mollusca; Gastropoda; Physidae.
UCUGGAGGGAGACCUUGGGGAGAAAAAUCUUUUUCCGAGUAGUCACUUCAAAAUAAAAAUGACUAUAAAAAUCCAUUUGAUUGUUGAACUCUAUACUAGUCUAUACUAAUCUAAUACUAUAAACUAAAAAGAUUAUUUACAUUUACUAGAGUUCUCUGGAUUUGCAACUUCUAUAGUAUCCGUAUGCGGUAAUCUAUGGUUUUAGACGUCAAUAUUAAAAUGGCAGAUUCAGUUAUUCAAGAAGGAGACCAAGUAGUUUUUAGGAGAGCUGGCACAACUCGGGUUUUUCAAAUUAGAAAAAGCAGGCAAGUCUAUUUUGAAAAAACAAAAUUCAGUGCUGACGAGCUGAUUGGUCAGUCAUAUGGAACAACUUAUGAAGUAGAAGGAGGCCAUCUGAUCAAAGUAGAGCCUGCAAGUAUAAAUGUGGAACUUGUUUCAGCUGCAGGUGUAGACAAUCGUAACUUAGUGGAUACAGAAAAAAAUCAAAAGAUGUCGACAGAAGAUAUUAAAAAAAUGAAAGAAGAUGGAGUUGCGGGUGAGAAAAUUAUAACAGAAUUGAUUGAAAAUAGUGAGACUUUUAAAUCAAAAACAGAAUAUUCACAAGCCAAGUAUGUGAAAAAGAAAAAGCAAAAGCACAUUCUUAGUUUUACUGUGUCGCGACCAACUCCAAGACUUAUCAUGGAGAUUUAUUCCAAAGAACCUAUCAAGAUUUGCAACUUGAGGGCUGACACACUGGCCCAGAUCCUCAGCUACAGCAAUGUGAGAUAUGGCAGCAACGUGGGGGUUGUGGAGACCUGCCAGGGCCUCAUUUUGGCUUGUGUGCUGCAGAGGAUGGGAGGUCAGGGCAAGAUCGUCAAUUUGAUUCCAAACUCUAAUGACAACUUGAGUCGGGAUGUGAUGACAUAUUUUAACUUCUCGGAAUCUGCCUUACAAAACUGCAUUAGUUAUCCUCUCAACCAACUUUCAUCUGUUAAAACGCUCGAUGACGAUGUCACAUGUGUGUCUGCUGGUGAUAGUGUGGUGAAUUCCAGCCCAGUAUCAGAUGCUAUUCCCCAUGAUGGUGAUAGUGUGGUGAAUCCCAGCCCAGUAUCAGAUGCUAUACCUCAUGCUGGUGACUUACAAUCUACACAUUCAGUGAUGAUCUCAGCUGAUUCAACGCAGGAUGCAGUUUUACACAUAGGACAGAAACGGCAGCUUGCCCAGCUAGACAGAGCCAAGAAACAGGAGAAAAAACAGCAACAGCUUAAAGCUGCGGGUCUCAUUCUCAAACACAGAAAACUUGACAGCCUGAUCAUUGCUGCCAGGUACAACCCGACUCCCAUCCUACUCAAGUUACUGGACUUUGUGCCCCCCUCUCGGCCUGUGGUGGUUUACUGCCAUCUGCUAGAGCCUCUUGUUGAAUGCUACUCUCAGGUGAAAGCCAAAUACACAGGUGCCCAGAUCCAGCUGUCAGAGACUUGGUACAGGGAGUAUCAGGUCCUACCCCAGAGAACACAUCCAAUGAUUAACAUGAGUGGGACUGGUGGCUACCUGCUGACAUUCAUCACAACGGAUCCAAGCUAGAUCUACAUUGCUCACUUCCUGUACAAUAAUAAAACUUAUCAAAUA